Messenger RNA from Rhipicephalus sanguineus (brown dog tick), 1798 nucleotides. RefSeq lists its product as uncharacterized. Lineage: Eukaryota; Metazoa; Arthropoda; Arachnida; Ixodida; Ixodidae. The record is from RefSeq and is a predicted model, not a curated record. The coding region runs from base 49 to 1719 and encodes 556 amino acids. The transcript is spliced from 2 exons.
CUCACGCUCCAUCUUUUUGAUGACGACAAUACGCACACCUACCUCACAAUGCACCUUCCCAGGCUUCGCAGUCUGGAAGUACUGAGUUGCUCUGCUGGGUGCGCGGGCACAGACGCCGUUGCAGGCGUUUCGGCGCUUUUGAGAACUACGAAGAGCCUUACUUGCCUGGUGUUCCACGGGAGUUUCGGAUUCCGCCAGCCACCAAAUGCACUUAUCGAUGCUCUGGCCACCAACUCGACGCUGAAAUGGCUUGACCUGACGACUUACUGGGAGACCGACAAGCCGCCAGGACCACUAGGGGAAUACGUGAAGAGCAAUGGCUUGCUCACGCGUCUCACUGUUUCCGGCCUCGAUGUGGACCGGGAAGAGCUCCUUCUCGAAGAGGCCCUCGUUUGCAAUCACACCCUCUCUACACUCCAUGUCUUAAAUGUUUGCGGCGGCGAAAGGUCCGUGCGUUUCAUUACGAGGAUACUCGCAAAAUGCUCCACCUUGAAGAAACUUUAUGUCGGCUGGGCACGGACCCCGUACACCAAAUUAUCAGAGGCCACACUGACGCGCUGCGCGGAGGCAUUGGCGCAGAACCAAACCUUGAAGGAACUCACGCUUCCAUACUGCUUGUGGCAUUCAAACAACUGGAUUACAUUCUUCGCACUGCUGCCGAGAAACAAGCAUCUUAAGAAGCUAGAUGUCACAACAUAUCGGUACACUGAAGACUGCCCAACGUUUCCGCCUGUCCUGGAAGCAUGGGCGCUGACAAAGCCAUCGGCACACGUUUCAUUCGGACAUUACAUACACGGCGUGGGAGUAAACCUCUUGCGCUACAGUGUCUUUUCAAGCAUAGGCCUUUGCGGAGAGGAGAGCGGGCAAGUUGACGCUUUACAGCGUCUGCCUGCGUUGGAGUACUUCACAUCCCUUACUGUAAAUGUGUCGGAGGCUGGCGAACGUUUGUUCUCUGCUCUGGCGAAGUACAUCCGGGAAACAACCGUGCUUCGUAAACUCAAACUGCAAGUGACAAACCCGCGGGCCCCGGACAAUACAGCUUCUUCAACGUGCUGGACUCUUCUCUUCGAAUCGAUGUCCGCUAACACCAGCGUCUCAGAUCUCGAUAUCUUCACCAACGGCUUGUUCCGGUACAACGACCUCCUCACCCACACCAUAGGGCACAGCAGGUACAUAAGUCGAGUGUCCUUUCUGGAAAACACAGGAUUCGGAGACGCCACCAACUUCGUUUCGCUCCUGUCGGAAAACAUUGGUGACAACCACGUUCUCCUCGAAGUCGAUUUGAGUGGCGCGAAAGUGGGAGGCGAGGCAAAGCGCUGCUUGUUCAUCAUCAGGGAAACGACGCAGAGGAACUGUGACAUUCUAGAACGCGCGGCUGCCAACAUCGAGAGGGCACCUCUCGAUUGGCACACCGCCACAGCAUUCGAGAAAGUCGCACGAAGUCCGGCGCUGAUCAGAGAGCUCUCCGAGAAGGAGGGCAUCGCCACUGCCGAAGUCGCCAGGAUGCUCCGAAGUCGUCUGAGGUGCGUGGAGGGCUUGCACGACUUCAUGAGGCUGACCGGUGUGGUCAAGGAUAGCGUCAAGUGCGCACCAUCUGUCGAAGGCCGUGGCAUGCAAUUGCCGGACCUGAGCGACGACUGCUGGCGCCUCGUGAGACGGUACCUCAGCUUCGACGACGUGAAGCGCAUCCACAAGCCGUGUCACUUCGCGUCUAGCUGAAUGUGAAGCACAAAGCAGCACAUUGAACCAACGGACCUAAAGAGCUCUUGCAGAAAUGACAAAUAAAAAGUACCGUGAG